AUGAAAUUGACACUUGUCAUCGUUCUCAUCGUCACUUUUUUCGCAACUAAUGCUUCUUCUUCUUCUUCUGCCGCCGACGACGAUGAUUGCAAAGACACGAGUGAUAAGUGCGUUUAGUUUUGCGGCUCCCACGCAAAGUAUAUUGUCCACUUUCCAGAUGCGUCGACUGGGAGAAGCACGGCUUCUGCGAGAACUGCUAUUAUAAGUGUGACGAUCGUAAAAAGUACUGUUCGAAGACGUGCGGAUUCUGUGGCGACAAGCCGGUGGAGUGCAAGGACUGCACACCGACUACCGUAUCCACGACGCCCGCGCCGUGCUUUGACGCCGUCGAUAGGUUAGCCUUAUGUUUGAAAGCCUAUAUCUUGUGAACCAGAAGUCUUCUCAAAAAGUGAUCAACUAGAAAGUUGUUGGAAAUGUUGUCCCCAACAAGUUUGUAGUUGACCAUUUUGCCUGAAAAUGUUUGCUUUUCAAGUUAUGACUGAGAUAAGUGAGCAGUUUCAGUUGCAAGCACUGGAAAGAGAAAGGAUUCUGCUCGAACUGCUUCUACAAGUGCGCGGAUCGCGUGAAGUGGUGCGCGAAGACGUGCGGCUUCUGCUCUUCCGAUAAAUGUGUAGAUUGCGAUAGAACCGCCCAAUUCUGGAGUCUUCUGAGCGUCGAGAACGAUGGCGUCAUGACUGAUUUGGUUCGAUGA
Caenorhabditis sp. 36 PRJEB53466 is the source of this 691-nucleotide messenger RNA. NCBI's taxonomy places the organism in Eukaryota, Metazoa, Nematoda, Chromadorea, Rhabditida, Rhabditidae. The record is from the annotation of a GenBank genome assembly.